Messenger RNA from Macrosteles quadrilineatus (aster leafhopper), 759 nucleotides. RefSeq lists its product as uncharacterized. The record is from RefSeq and is a predicted model, not a curated record. The coding region runs from base 1 to 759 and encodes 252 amino acids. Lineage: Eukaryota; Metazoa; Arthropoda; Insecta; Hemiptera; Cicadellidae. The transcript has 2 exons.
AUGGCGGAUGAACGGACCAUAGGAGGCGCAACCAGUGGCCUGGCUAACCUGAUCAACCCUGGCAACCAGGGCGCCUACCCUCCACCCCCAGCACCUUACCCAGCAGCGGCCCCUUACCCAGCAGCCCCCGCGCCUGAACCGUACUCGUCCUGGGACAACCAACCGGAGCAGUCGGGGUUCACCGUCCAGUCGGGAUAUGAGGGAUUCCUGUUGCCUACAGGUCCAGCCCCAGAAGCCCACAGCGCCCUCCUACCUCUCGGAGGCCUCGCCCUGGGCGCCAGUCUUCUCAAGCACUUCCUGCCCUUCCCCUUGAACGCGUUGGCGUUCCUGUUCUCCACUAAGGUCGGUCUCUGGGUCGCAGGGAUCGCCCUCGUCACUCUCCUAGGAGGCGCUGCUACUGCCGCCGUUUGCGCCUUCACACCCAUCUGUACCAUCAGCUUUCUAGGGUUCGGAAAGUUCAAUAGAGAAUCCACCAGAGCGCUGCUCUCUCAGGAUCGUCUGAACAGUCUGACGGCAUUUGUACACGACGCCAUCGACACGUACAAGAAACUGCAGACCCGUGUUGCUAAGGCGGCCAAGAACAAGAAGUACAAGGAAGCCAAGGAGACUAAGGAGACGAAGGAGGCAGAGGCGAUCAAGGAAGUCAAGGAGGAAGUAAAGACCGCCAAGAAACUGGAGGAGACGAAAGAAGUCAAGGAGGAAGUAAAGACCGCCAAGAAACUGGAGGAGACGAGAGAAGUCAAGGAUGUUAAGAGUUAA